AUUUCUCAUAUCCUUUCAUAGGCUGCACUUUUAGAGCGUUUAGUUUGAUCAGUCUGUCACGCCUCUCGCUAUUCUGUUGUUAGAGAAGUUAUGUCAGGCCUCAAGCCAACUUAUUUGCCUUAUUUGGUGUAACGCUCACAUCUUUUCGAACUCCUUGUCAAUAUCUGUCGAUUUUUCUCCCUCAGUAAUCAGUUUGCGUGUGCCGAGGCUCAAUCAUGGAAGAUGUGUUGUUAGAAUGUCAAGUCUGCUUCGAGCGGUAUGACGCAGACAGUCGCCGCCCGAAAAUUAUACCAUGUGGCCACACGUUUUGCUUAUCAUGCCUCUGUGCCAGCGACAACAAGUGUCCAAAUUGUCGCAUUGCAUUCCGAGGAUCACCAAUGAACUUGCCAGAUAACUUUAUUCUACUCUCAGCAACGGACAAUGCUCCUCCUCCAAAGAAAAAGGCGUUUUGGUGUUUGGAUUGCAAGAAAGGUGCCGAUGCAGAGUGUGAGGACAGUCAUACCAUUUGCAGCAUGAAGAAAAUAAUCAGUGAACAAAUUGGUGAUUUGUGUGAAGAAGUUCAGGGUCAGCUUGAAAAAGAAGAGACUAUUCUAAACCAACUUGUUGUCAAGCUUGCCCCAAUCAAACCUGUGAUGAAAAAUCUGAGCUCCACCACUGAUCGGGAAGUAACAGCUCACAGCUUCGCCAAGGAUGAAAUUGUGAAAAUUAUUCAGAGCAUUCCAGAAAUUGAGAACUCCCCAAAAGAUGAUUCUCUUGAGUCGAUGAAAUCAUUCUUAUCAAGUUCAAAGCUUCGCUUACCAACUCUUGAAAAGAAGGGAUCUCUUCUUGACCUAUUAGCAGAUUGUGAAGUAAUUGUCAAGCCAUCAAGUUCUGCUGAUUCUUGGUCAAUUAAGCUAAACAUGUCAUCUGAGGACCUGUCAGAUGAACACAAGGCUCUGUAUUAUACUCUUUUCAAAAUCAUUGGACGCCAAGACUUUGAUUUGCCAGAGACUGUUGGUGUCCCAAGUGCUGCUGGUGGUGAUGUUGCAGCAUCAGUCCCUACUAGCAUUUCCCCUUCCCCAAAUGGCACUUGUCUGGUUCAGGUGUGUCAAAAGUCCCGUAUGUUAGGACAAAUUGCAAUUAGUGUACUCGAAUCAAUUCCAUCGCAGAAGAAGGACCUCUUAAUCAAAGGCCUCAAUGGUGUCAAGCUCUAUCCAAAAGUUGUUGGAGCUCUGACUGGUAGUUUAAGAACUGAUAUUUUCUUUCAGAGCAACAAUGUGAAACUUGCCAAGGGAUCUGUUGGUAUAGCAAGAUCCCCACUGCAACCACUAUCCAUUUAUGUGAAGAAACCUACUAACACUGUCCCUAAAACAGGCAUGUUUGUGUGGGGUAAAGUUGUUGAAAAUUUGGAAUUGUUGGAAUCCAUUUUGAAUAACUGGGCCACUGAAAAAGAGAUUGUUGUUCUCAGCUGUCCUCGAUGGGCAUGAUUACAACAUUGCUCUGCUUUUUCUUUCUGGUAUCAACUAUUGAUCAGAAUUAAUUAUUUUAUAGGUCCUUAAAAGUAUCAAUUUUAUCUUAAGUGUUACAUUAUUCCUUUUUGUACUGUCAAUCGUAAUCAUUGUUGCUUUGCAAGUCUAUGUGAUACCCUUUCUUGAAGUUGCUAAGUUUGUACAUUUGCAUAUGUUACGAAGGUUAUCAAUUUCAUUUCUCUCUUUCUUUUUAUUACAGAGUAGAACCAGUUGU
Molecule: messenger RNA, 1722 nt
Organism: Thrips palmi
Lineage: Eukaryota; Metazoa; Arthropoda; Insecta; Thysanoptera; Thripidae
Product: E3 ubiquitin-protein ligase TRIM32-like
Exons: 4
Coding region: 216-1466 (416 amino acids)
Biological process (GO): protein ubiquitination
Molecular function (GO): ubiquitin protein ligase activity
Source: RefSeq, a predicted model, not a curated record